Molecule: messenger RNA, 2856 nt
Organism: Carassius auratus (goldfish)
Lineage: Eukaryota; Metazoa; Chordata; Actinopteri; Cypriniformes; Cyprinidae
Product: noelin-3-like
Exons: 7
Coding region: 510-1934 (474 amino acids)
Biological process (GO): signal transduction
Source: RefSeq, a predicted model, not a curated record
CCCCAGGCCCCGGACAAAAAGUAUUCGUCUCACUCUUAUCUUUGCUUCUGCUGCCAUAAGGCACACAUUCCCAUAUGCAAUUCCAGGUGGAACUUUUGCCGUGUACCUUUGCUCCAUACACCAGAGGCGACCGUGGCAACAUGACCAUUUCUGCUCACAUAACCAAAGUGUUGCGUACAUUUGGAAAUAUGGCGUGUUGACUCCACAGUAAACCGCGUGCACUCAGCAACCUUGCUCAACAAGUUAACGUUUGGAAUAAUCAAAUGAUGUCAUAUCCGUUGUGAAGGUCUCCGUGGUAGUGUCGGGUGGUCACUAGCUGCUGAAUCCUCAUGAGCGUGCGGUCGGAACUUUGGACAGUGCGCGCUCAGUAUUGGCUGCACGAGGGAGCUGGCGCGGAGGAGCAGCACGGUAAUGAAUGUGGAUCUAUCCGCCCUGUUCUGUUCGGGCAUCAUCUGCCACGCCGAGGACGCGAUAUUAACGCCAGAAAAGUGCGAUAGAGUCGUGACAGCAUGAUCCUUCUGUUCGGUGCGUUAAAUCCCCUGCUUUUCCUCAUCGUCUUCGGACUGUAUCCAUCCAUGAAUACUCAGCCACACAAGGAUCCAGCAGAUUUCCAGUGGAACAUUUGUCAGACAAUUGGUCCCAAGGAAGGAUGGCAGGUGUAUAGUUCGGCACAGGAUGCCGACGGACGCUGUAUUUGCACUGUGGUCGCACCAGAACAAAACCUCUGCUCCAGGGAUGCCAAGAGCAGACAGCUCCGACAGCUGCUUGAGAAGGUGCAGAAUAUGUCUCAAUCAAUUGAAGUCCUGAAUCUGCGUACACAGCGCGAUUUCCAGUAUGUCAUGAAAAUGGAAAAUCAAAUGAAAGGGUUGCGGACCAAGUUCCGGCAAAUUGAAGAGGACAGGAAAACUACAAUGGCUAGAAACUUUCAGGAGCUGAAAGAUCGGAUGGAUGAACUCCAGCCAUUGAUUCCUGUGUUAGAGCAGUACAAAACAGAUGCUAAGCUGAUCUCACAGUUCAAAGAGGAAAUCAGGAAUCUGUCUGCCGUGCUGACGGGCAUCCAGGAGGAGCUGGGAGCUUAUGACUAUGAGCAGCUCUAUCAGAGAGUCCUCAGCUUGGACAGCCGUCUUCGAAACUGCAUGAGUAAACUCACAUGUGGGAAAUUAAUGAAAAUCACUGGCCCUGUGACUAUAAAGACAUCUGGAACGCGGUUUGGUGCAUGGAUGACCGACCCUCUAGCAUCUCCAAGAAAUAACCGGGUUUGGUAUAUGGACACUUACACCAACAGCAAGGUGGUUCGAGAGUACAAAAGCAUCGCAGACUUUAUCUCCGGCCUGGAAUCGCGAACCUAUUACCUUCCCUUUAAAUGGGCUGGAACCAACCAUGUGGUCUACAACGGCUCUCUGUACUACAACAAGGAGCAGAGCAACAUCAUUGUAAAAUACAGUUUCGAGUCUGGACGGGUUCUCGCCCAGCGUGCCUUGGAGUACGCCGGCUUCCACAACGUCUACCCCUACACCUGGGGAGGCUUCUCGGACAUCGACCUGAUGGCGGACGAGCUGGGUUUGUGGGCUGUAUAUGCCACCAAUCAGAACGCAGGAAACAUUGUGAUUUCUCAGUUAGAACCGCAGACGCUGGAAGUUCUCCAGACGUGGAACACGGAAUACUCCAAAAGGAACGCAGGCGAGUCCUUCAUGAUCUGCGGCACGCUCUACAUUACAAAUUCUCACCUGACCGGAGCCAAGGUGUAUUAUUCCUACAACACAAAGACCUCGACGUACGAGUACAUUGACAUCCCGUUCCACAACCAGUACUUUCACAUCUCCAUGCUCGACUACAAUGCUCGAGAACGGGCACUUUACGCCUGGAACAAUGGACAUCAGGUCAUUUUUAACGUCACGCUUUUUCAUGUCAUCAAAACCGAAGACGACUCCUAAUGGGCUUAUGGAUAAAAGAAAGAAGGAAGAUUCAGUUUAAAUUUAUGCUGAUAUUUUCUACUCGUUUAUGGUUCUUUUCCCAAUGUUAAUGAGAAUAUAUUGCCUUUACUCCACCAUAGACUGACGUCUGAGUCAAACAUCACCUUGCUGUGACUGAUGACACAUGAAGAAUUGAUGAUGCAACGUCAUAAACAGAAUGAUUUGACGUUCUUUUAUUUACCUGCUCAUAGAUGCUCUAAAAGUUGGGCCUUACUUGCAAUAUUUCACAACGUGAGCCACAGACGAAUUGCUCUACUGCAUGAAUGUCUGAUUUUUUCGCCAUUUGUUAUCCGUAACGUGGUCUUUGUAUAUCAGAAAUUCCAUUUUUCUUAUAUCUAGUGACGUGUUUUUGGCGACUUGGAUUUCUCAAGACUCUCCUGGUAAUCUAAUGCUGUGUCAAGUUUAGUUGUACAAACUGUAGAGCCCUGAAUAUGAACCUAUGUAAAACGGUUAUAAAAUUAAUUGUCACUGUGAGAGGACAUAUUUUAUAUUAAAUCUAGAACAAAACAAUAAAUCGACUCAAACCAAACCAAGCCACAAAUCUAUAUCCAUAAAUGUAAACAACAGAACAGAAAAUGGCUGUGUGCGACAGAACAAUUCCACGGGGAUUCAGCCUGAAAUCAGGGGGGUUAUAAUGAGGUCAUUUGCUGAUGAUUGUGACAAGCCAGACGGCAGUAGCGUUUGAAUGACUCUGAAUGCUGUCCUUUGGCAUUUUCAAUCAAGAUCAAGGGCACAGAAGCUGGGAGGGGAUGAUUUCAACUCCUCUCUGCAAUUUCCUCUCGCUUCAUGUCUGCUAGGGCUCUGGGAAUUUAAAUGCACUUUUACUACCAUCAAUUCUGCACUGGGAAUAGAUCACCCACAGGGAUUUACAGUACUAAUGCUG